Molecule: messenger RNA, 1517 nt
Organism: Myzus persicae (green peach aphid)
Lineage: Eukaryota; Metazoa; Arthropoda; Insecta; Hemiptera; Aphididae
Product: peroxisomal membrane protein PEX14-like
Exons: 8
Coding region: 323-1402 (359 amino acids)
Biological process (GO): protein import into peroxisome matrix, docking
Cellular component (GO): peroxisomal membrane; peroxisomal importomer complex
Molecular function (GO): signaling receptor binding
Source: RefSeq, a predicted model, not a curated record
CGCAAAAACCAUGAUAGUACAGAAUAAGGUAUUGGAAUUUGGAAUAUUUAUAAAUUGUAAACAAAGUUAUAAUUUUAUUUUUCAAAUAACAUUGUUAAUAUGUACCUAGGCUAUGAUAAUACAUUUAUCAUGUCCCAAACUGACUAUUAUUUAGUAUUUACCGUAAUUAAAAAAUUGCAGUUGUCCAAUCCUUAGUUUCUUACUUAAUCUACAAAUUCUUCAAACUGAGUGGCGUCUGACAUUAAUUUUAAGGGUUUUCUGGGAAACUAAUUUCAUAAAGUAAUCAUCUAGAAGUUCAUUGCGUGUUGCACCGUGCUACACGAUGUCGCAAAACGAUGAUAAAGUCAACAAUGACGAUAAUUCAGUUGCUGUUAAUGCAGUUGUGAACUCCGGUGACUCCAGCACGAUGAAUAAUCCAAACACAAAAACAACUAACAUGGUGAAAAGUACUUCCAAGAAUUCGGAAAAAAAUAUGAUGGUACCGAACAAUUCAAAAGUGCUUGAACCUAUACCUACAGUCCGAAAAAAUGUGGUAGCAAAAGCAAUAGAAUUUUUGGUACUCGAAUCGGUACAAAAAAUGCCUGCUGAAAGAAAAAUUCAAUUCUUAAUUAAAAAAGGAUUAACUGAUGUUGAGAUCCAGUAUUCAAUUCAGAGAGCAGCAAUGAUCUGUUAUGAUAAUCAAAGUCUUAAUAAACAAAAUCCACCUCCUGUUCAUUACAAUUCAUCGAAUGCUUCUGGUGCUAUACAAACAUCAUUUGAAUCACAGAGCUGGUACAGUCGUCUUUUUGGACCAAUAGCUUUUGCUGCUGCAAUUGUAUACAUUGGCUAUAAGUUGUAUAAAAAAUACAUAGAAAACUGGCUCUUUGGGACUCAAAAACUUCCAUUGGAAAAUCGCUUGGAAGCAUUAGAGUUGUCAGUCCAAAGGUGUAUAAUGAUGUUAGAAGAAAAAGACAAUUUACUCAAAGCAUCAAAUGCAAAUAUUGAUUUGCAAAAAGAAUUCAAUGGUCAAGUUCGUGCUGAACUGAAGUCUAUUAAAAGUUUACUUCUCAAUAGAUUCCAAUUUCCUCCAGCUCCUGCAUCUUCCAGCAUACCCCAAUGGCAGCUAUUAAAAAAUACCAAAUCACAAGUUGAACAACAAGAUAAAAUCAACAGCAGUGACGUACCAAAUUCAUUACAAACAAGUGAAAAGAUUAUACUUAAUGACAUUCAAAAAAGUUCAACAGUUGAUUUGCAAUUAAAUGGUGUUAUUAGCAGUGAUAACGAUAAGGAUUGCAUAAUAAUUAACUCUACGUCUGAAACACCAUUACCAACAAGUUCUAACCAAAAUUGUAUUAUACCUAAAGAUGUAAAUGGUGUAAAUAAUAGUGAACAUAUUGAGAAUAAUGAAGGUAUACAUCAUUGACCAGAAAUUUUUGAAUGCGAAAAAUAUAUUUUUCAACUUUCAACUAUGAAAAUCAUAUAAAUCAGAUCAUAAAAAAAAGAUUUUUGAUAUCUGUGAAUUUUUUAAUAUUAGUCUU